Molecule: messenger RNA, 3488 nt
Organism: Lucilia cuprina (Australian sheep blowfly)
Lineage: Eukaryota; Metazoa; Arthropoda; Insecta; Diptera; Calliphoridae
Gene: vap
Product: ras GTPase-activating protein 1
Exons: 10
Coding region: 435-3347 (970 amino acids)
Biological process (GO): regulation of GTPase activity
Molecular function (GO): protein binding
Source: RefSeq, a predicted model, not a curated record
UAAUAGCGGAAGAGUGAUUAAAGACGGCAAAGAAAAAAGUGUUUUUUUGGGUGCUGACGGUUUUUUAAGUGAAAAUUUUUGUGUAUUUUUCACACAAUUAUUUGUGUGCUAAAGUUUUCGAAGGAAAAUAAACAAAUAUUUAUAAGAAUAAAUAAAAAUUUCAUAAAUUUAUUAAGUAAAACUAAAGAAAUUUUGUAAAAGUAUUUUAACACAGCUGCUGCUGCUAAGGCAGCAUACUUUUGUCUACGUCUUUUAGUAAAUUUAUGGCUAAAUAUCUUUUUUAUUACUUACAUGCGCGAGUUAUUUUUUAUAUACAAACGAAAUAGAAAGAAAUAAUUAGUUUUACACAGACUGCUAGCUUAAUUAACGCGAAAAAAUAACAAAUUGUACUAAAAGUGUGAAAUUUUUUUUAUGUGUGUGUGUGCUUUAACUUUAUGCAAAAUAUACAAAAACAAUUAAAAGAUUGGAAAAAACACUGGAGAAAAUCAUUGUGUAUAGGAGAUUUAAUACGCCUGGGCAACGUGGAUGUUGUCAUACAAAAAGAUAAACUUGGCUCACCCAUUGGCGGUUCAGAUGAUGGUAAUUUAGCUGCCUUUGCUGGUGGUGGUGUUGGUAUAAAUAAUUUUGUUGCGGGCAUGUCAGCAGCUGGUGGUGGUGGAGGUGCUGGUAGUGGUGGUGGCGGUGGCGGUGGUGUUGCUUUCGAUAUGGGUGAUUUACAACAGGAAUUGGAUCAAGAUGAAUUUGAUGGUAUUAAUAUGUUAAAUGGCGAACGACCAGCCAUUAUUGCACCACCAGAAAGUGAAUGGUAUCAUGGACGUCUUGAUCGUUAUUCAGCUGAAUCACGUUUACGCGGCAGCAGUAAAUUGGGAAGUUAUUUGGUUCGCGAAAGUGAUCGCAAACCAGGUUCUUAUGUUCUCAGCUAUUUGGGUCGCACAGGCAUUAAUCAUUUUCGCAUUACUGCCGUUUGUGGUGAUUUCUAUAUUGGUGGCCGUCAAUUUAUAUCGCUUAGCGAUUUAGUAGGCUAUUACACUUCCUGCAGUGAUCUCUUGAAACGUGAACGUUUAGUUUUUCCAGUACCACCACCCGAACCGGUCAAUGAUAAGAAAAGGGUGGUGGCCAUUUUACCCUAUACCAAAAUGCCCGAUACUGAUGAAUUGAGUUUUCAAAAGGGCGAUAUAUUCUUUGUACACAAUGAUAUGGGUGAUGGUUGGUUGUGGGUAACGGCUCAUCGUACCGGUGAACAGGGUAUGAUCUUUAGAGAGCUGGUAGAUGAUUUAGAUCCAGCCAUAGAUCCCAACACUGUUUUCCCUUGGUUUCAUCCGAAUUGUACGAAAAAUGAAGCCGUUGAUAUGUUGGUUAAGGCUGGUCCUGGCAGUUUUCUAGUACGUCCUAGUGAUAAUUCUCCCGGUGAUUAUUCGCUUUUCUUUCAUAUUAACAAUCAGAUACAACGUUUUCGCAUAGAGAAAAAAGGUGUACGUUAUCUAAUGGGAGGACGUACUUUUGAAUGUUUGGAUGCUGUCAUCAACCGUUAUCGCAAAGAGCAAAUUGUGGAGGGCCACUGUCUUAGUCAUCCUGUAGUAAAUGGCUCCCAGCCGGAAUUCAAUCAACAGUAUGUAGUAGAAAAGGCUGCUGAAAAGAUUUAUGCCACUUUACGUGAGUGUCGCGAUCAAAUUGGUUUAAAGAAAAUCAAGGGUAUUAAACAUCAUGGUCAGUUGAAUAAGAAGUCGGAUAAAACUGCCAAAUGGAAACAAUUGUAUUUCGCUCUUAUAAGCGAGGGUUCAGAGACACAUCUCUGCUUCUAUGACAAUCCUAAAAAGACUAAACCUAAGGGACUCAUUGAUCUCUCUUGUGCUUAUCUCUAUCAGUGUCAUGAUUCUUUGUGGGAACGUCCAUAUUGUUUUCAAAUUGUUGAGAGAGCUUUGCCCUGUUUGGCCACUGUCACCUAUUUGUGUGCUCCUAGUCAAGAGAGUUAUGUUGAGUGGAUAAAUGCCUUAAAGGCACAAUGUGUUUCACAACUGAGUAAGGCGCAGAAGAAGGUGCCAAGGCUAAGGGAGUUGCGUUGCUUGAAUUUACAUAUAUUAGAAGCUCAUAGACUGCCAUUUAAAUUAGUGCCACAUCCUUAUUGUAGUAUUUCACUGAAUCAAGUUAAAGUGGGUAAAACAAAAGUUAAAAUUGCACCCGAUCCAGUUUGGGAGGAAGAAUUUGUAUUGGAUGAUGUUCCUCCAGAUGUGGUGUCCCUAACCAUUACUCUUAUCUCACGCGGUAAACGUGGCAAGGAUAGUGAGGUUGCCGAACUCACCAUAGAACUAGCCAGCUUGAAAAAUGGCCAGGAAACCGAAGAAUGGUAUCAACUCACCGGCAUGACACCCAUGGGUGAAUGGGGCUCUCUACGUUUGCGCAUGCGUUAUCUAGACGAUCUCAUUAUGCCCUGUGAAGAAUAUAGUCCUCUGCAGCAACUGCUGCUAGAACCUGAACUCUAUGCCGUCAAGGCUUUGGCAGAACUAUGUCACAAUGAUAGAGUGCCCUUGGCCACCGCUUUACUGCGUGUUUUCCGCCAUGAAAAACGUGAAACCGAAUUGAUACGUGUCCUCUGUCAGGCCGAAAUAGCAAGAGAAAAUGAAACCACUACUCUGUUUAGAGGCGCCAGUUUGGCCACUACCCUUAUGGAUCUUUAUAUGCGUACCGAAUGCACUGGUUUCCUGCAGGCUGCCGUCUCCGAGACCAUACAACGCAUUAUGGAUAGCAAACAGUCGGCUGAAUUGAAUCCCACCAAAAUGGAUGUUAACGAUGAUGCCUGCUCUAAUGCUGAGUUCCUUUUACAAAUUCUCGAUUUGGUCACCCAUUCGAUAUUCACCUCACCCGAGGCCUGUCCUCGUUCGGUGCGUUUCAUUUGCAAUUGCUUGCAAAAGGCCGUGGUGGCCAAAUGGCCCACAGAACGUUUGGUAAGGACUCGUGUAGUCUCGGGUUUUAUAUUCCUGCGUCUUCUCUGUCCGUCUCUACUCAAUCCCCGACAAUUUGGUUUGGUUAGUGAAACACCGAAUGUUAUUGAACAAUACAUGGAAGUGGUUAAUCCUUUUAUAUUGAAAAACAAAGAACGCAUGAUUGUUUUCCUAGAUCAAUUAUCUAUGGUUACAGAUCCUACAGCACCGCCUGGCUGGAAUUCCGAACAAAAUUCUAAUCAAAAUUCUCAAGAUACGGGCCGUGAACUAGCUACUCUUCAUCAUAUUUGUGUUUCAUAUUUACCGGAAUUGCAAGAAUUAUCGAAUAUACUCUCAAUUAAAAAACUAGUUACUGUUACCGAUAUGCUUACAAAACAUAAACUUAAGUAUCGUGAAAUGAUUAGUUAAGUUGGAAAGAAACAAAAAAAAUGAAAGCAACAAAACUUUUUUAUAUUAAGAAAGACAUUUAUUAUACAAAAAAAUAUAUACAUAUAACUUUAAAUAAAACACGUAACGUAACAUUAAAGGGAAAGCUAAAAGAAAAAAAAA